AUAGCAAACACCAUGACACUUUAUAUAAGGAACUUGAGCAGCCAUGGAUUUUGGCAUGGGGGCUUCUAGAACCAAUUCCCCACAGAUCGUGGGGUACCAAAGGACAACUGAACUCAUCUGAUAAAUAUCUACUUGACAGGGUAAUGGUAGAAAUUAAAUGAAUAAAUACAUGUGAAGGGAUCAGGACAGUGCCUGGCUCACAGUAGGUGACCAAAGUUAGCUCUAUGAGUAUGUUUACACAUCUGCAUAUUAAUAGUAAGUGCCUGGCAAUACUGGGAGCUCAAACCGAUCGCAGGUAGUAUUAGGGGAAGUGCAGCUUCCCCUUCCACAGUCUUCAGAAGAUUUCAUGCCAGGCAUAGAGCAGGCCAUUCUUAUUCCAAGUGGUUUGACUUGGCUGUUUGACUUUAUUUAUUGAGGGCUCAAUCGGUGUAGUCUGGGAAGGCUUCAUGGUGGAGGUGGCCACUGGAGAUAGUGAGGCAGUUCAUUCCGGGCAAUGGGAAAGGAUGGAUCAUUUGCAAGGAGUGGCUGUGCUAGAUGAGAGAGGCCAUCCAGGAUGCCAGAUGUCACAUCACCAACUUUCAGGAUUAAUUUCUGUCUCCUUACCAUAGCGAUGAAUGUUCCCAUUUGAUAGAUGCAGUAAUAGGAUCAGAGAGGGUCAUCGGGGUUCUUAGGGUCCCUGAGGAGUCCAGUGCUUGGGAGGCUCUCUGUGAAGCUCCCGGGAUGCCCCCCAGCUCCAGGAAGUCCCCUGAGCAUGCUUAUGUUUGGGAAGCUCUGGAAGAGUGGUGACCUGUCUCCUAGGAGCAGAGGCAGUGCCUCCCCCAUCUUUAGGACCUGGGUCUAGGGUCCUUUAGAGCCUCACCUGGGCAUAGGACUUCCAUUGUUCCAGCCCCUCUCUCGUACCCCAGACUAGCCAAACCGGUUCUGGGGAAGGGGGGUGGGGAGCAGGCACGUUGAGACAGCCGCUGCCUCUCCGCAAGGUUCCCUCCUCCUUCACCUCCCCCUCCCUGCCCCACACAAUACCCAGGAGCUUGCCUUGCUGGGCUCUGGGGCCAUGCUGACAUGCUGACAUUGCCCCCUGAGGACUUGGCUGCCACCCCAGAGUCCCCAGGGUGCCCUGGAGCCCUGGACUGUGCUGGCAGCUGGACGGAGCUCCCUGGCUGAGGUAGGGCCCCACCUGGGUGCCAGCCAUCCCAUUCUCUUCCCGCCAGUUUUCCCCUCUGAGUGAUCUCUUUGUGCUGCCUGCCUGGUCUCUGAUCCUGGCCCUGACCCACUAUGGCCUUCUGGUGCUCUGUAAACCUUGCCUGGAUCCCCUUUCCAGCCAUGACCUCCCCCUUGGCUUUAUUCCUUCAAGGGCAGAGAGGCCCUGGGAGGGUCCCCACUCUUCUGGGCAGCAGGGCAAGAGGCACCUGGGAGGGGGCAGGGAAAACCUAGGCACAGGAGGCCAGAAAUGCUUUCUGUGACCAUGGUGGUAUUCAGGGACUCUCUCUGGUAGCCUUGCUAAGUGAGCCCAUCGUCCCCUGUAAUUAGUAGCGCCCACCAAGGGUAUGUUCCUCGGUCCCUGCCCAUCCUUCUUGGCCCAGAGACAUUUAUGAUGAGACACAUUUCUUGGAGAGGGCAUCAGGUGGUGGUGGGGUCCCUUAAGAGCCACUUUACAGAUGGGAAUACUGAGGCCAAGGGAUGGGCUAUGACUUGCCUGAGGCCACACAGCUGGUCAGUGUCAACACUGGGCCUAGGAGCUUGGGUGGGGGUUAUUCUCUUCGGGCUCCACAAUGGCCCUUGCCUAGUAGACCCUAGAGUCUCUAUCCAGAGAUCAUGCCUUGGGAAGGUCAUGUCCCCGCUGUCUGGGGCCAGUUCUCUUUCCGAGGUUUUUGUUUGCUUUUUCUAACAGAGAUGAACUACACAUAAUAUGAACCCAGCUUAUCCCUCUUAGCUCUCCAGCAUUGAGGUUGGGUGUGCCAGAUCCCUGGAGGGCCACAGGGCUGGCAUCGCAGCUAGAUGGAUCAUUCUCAUUCUCCUUGGCCUGAGCAUAGGUGGAGGCCGACACACUCCUGACCUCCCUGCUGGGACCUGCCUCCAGCUUCACCUCCCUCGGAAGCCUUCUACGUCCCCUCUCCCCACAAUCACCUAGCCUUCUCCUCUGAGGCCUUAACUGGGGGUGCUCCUGCUGCAAAGCCUCAAGGUUUUGCUUACUUACCCCUGCAAGUGAUGGGAAGAAGGGUCCCUCCCUGCCCUCCAGGGACUUCCAGAACCCAAAUGCAGGAAUCUCCCUCCCAAAAUACAAGGGGGUAGGGGGCAUGGGUACAUGCUGCAUAUGUGUGCCCCCAGAAGCAAGCAGGACUUGUGUGUCAAGGACUCCUGAUUCCUGCAGAGAAAGAGACCUGUCUGUGGGCAGGGGCCUCCUUCCACACACUCCUGCAAUGUAAUGUCUGUCUCAGCCUUGCUCCUUCCUCUUCCCCAUCGGUGUAAAGGACCGAGCCGCCUUCUGUCUAGAGAAAGACUGAUAAAAAUACUGCCCUAUUUGCCAGAUGAGGAAACUGAGGCUUAGGGAGACUUGCUCAAAUGGGCACUCUUCAGAUUAGAGGGACAGAGGCUGACGGUACAAGCCAGAGUGGCCACUGUAGAGAGGGCCCCUUUGGAGCACCUGUCCCCUUCUUCCCACCCUCCCAGGUGGUGGGGGUGAAGGGGGCAGGGAGAAGCAGUUGAGAAACUGUGCAGAGAGACUGGGGCCUGCGACAGACCGAGCCAUCUCUCACUGGGUCCUCUUCUCCCUUCCUGCCUCCAGCAGUGACUGACACUAUCACUGUUCAGGCCAAGGCUUUCUCUGUAAGUGCACUAGGUAUUUCAGCCAUGGAGCAGUUAUCUAUGACCUCCUCCAGGAAGUCUUCCUGGAAUACCCAGGUUGAAUUGAGCCCAGCACCCUCCUCCGAUGGCUCCUCUGGCUUGGCUCUUGCCAACCUGGAUUGUAACUGUUUUCGUUUUUGGCUCUGCUACUAGACUGGCAGCCCAUGGGCAUGACAUGUUUGUCCAUCUGUCUCCCUGGGUUUUUCUGGGCUUCAUCUGUGUCUCCGAGGAUCUGGCUGGUCUGAAAUUGUCAGUGUCUCUGUCUCCAUCUCGGAGUCCCUGAAUGUCUCAGCAUCUGUGGUUUUUCUGUUUUUGAGUGUUUUGGGGUCUUGGUUUCUGGGUUGCUAACUGGUCUCUGUUUCUCUAGGUCUCUCUCAGUCUUCAUCUCCUGGCUUUCUUGGUCCUACCAGGCUGGGCACUGCCCCUUUGGCCUGAGGGGGCCUCUGGGGGGUCCUGGCUGCCUGGCCUGCCCACAGCGAGGCCACGCUAGGGUAGGCCCCCGCCCAGCCCGCUGCCUGCUCCCUCCCUCUCUCCCUGCUUGCCUCACCACAGGGUUUGAUGAAUCAAACUCUUUGUCUGGGUGGGAUCUCCCCCAGCCGGCUGGGCAGAGAGAGGGCUUCCCCUGCCAGAGCAGCCAAACAGCAUCAGCAAGCGGGCCUGGGCCUGGAGAGGCCCAGGUGGGUGGCAGAGCAAAGGAGGAAUGGACUGUGGGCCACCUGCUACCCUCCAGCCCCACCUGGCUGGGCCACCUGGCACUGCCCGCCGCCCUGUAGCCGUGUGCCAGCAGGAGAGUCUGUCCUUUGCAGAGCUGCCCGCCCUGAAGCCCCCGAGCCCAGUGUGUCUCGACCUUUUCCCUGUGGCCCCAGAGAAGCUUCGGGCUCCUGGCAGCCGCUGGUCCCUGGGGACCCCUGCCCCUCUCCAAGGGUUGCUAUGGCCAUCAUCCCCAGGAGGCUCAGAUACAGAGAUCUCCAGUGGGGGGAUGCGGCCCAGCAGGGCUGGCAGCUGGCCGCACUGUCCUGGUGCCCAGCCCCCAGCUCUGGAGGGACCCUGGGGUCCCCAGCACCCACAGCCACAGCGCCGGGCCAGCCAUGGCUCGGAGAAGAAGUCUGCCUGGCGCAAGAUGCGGGUGUACCAGCGUGAAGAGGUCCCCAGCUGCCCUGAGGCCCACCCUGUCUUCCUGGAGCCUGGCCAGGUAGUGCAAGAGCAGGCCCUGAGCACAGAGGAGCCCAGACCGCUGGAACUGUCUGGGUCCACCCGAGUGAGUCUCGAGGGUCCUGAGCGGAGGCGAUUCUCAGCCUCGGAGCUGAUGACCCGGCUGCACUCUUCUCUGCGCCUGGGGCGGAAUUCAGCAGCCAGGGCACCCAUCUCCGGCUCAGGCACUGGUGCAGUCCGGGAAGGGAAAGCAUCUGGAAUGGAGGGGCGAAGUGCAGAGACGAGUGGGGAUGGAGUGUUGCGGCCAGCCCCUGGUGACUCAAGAGAGGGCCAUGGUGGUUGGCACGAGCCCAGGCUAGACAUGCAGGAAGAGCUGCCUUUGGGGUCCAGGAGCACCAACGAGCGGCGCCAGUCUCGAUUCCUCCUUAAUUCCGUCCUCUAUCAGGAAUACAGCGACGUGGCCAGUGCCCGCGAACUGCGGCGGCAGCAGCGGGAGGAGGAGGGCCCGGGGGACGAGGCCGAGGGCUCGGAGGAGGGGCCGGGGCCGCCGCGCGCCAACCUCUCCCCCAGCAGCUCCUUCCGGGCGCAGCGCUCGGCGCGAGGCUCCACCUUCUCGCUGUGGCAAGACAUCCCCGACGUGCGCGGCAGCGGCGUCCUGGCCACGCUGAGCCUGCGCGACUGCAAGCUGCAGGAGGCCAAGUUUGAGCUGAUCACGUCCGAGGCCUCCUACAUCCACAGCCUCUCGGUGGCUGUGGGCCACUUCCUGGGCUCUGCCGAGCUGAGCGAGUGUCUAGGGGCACAGGACAAGCAGUGGCUGUUUUCUAAACUGCCUGAGGUCAAGAGCACCAGCGAGAGGUUCCUGCAGGACCUGGAGCAGCGGCUGGAGGCAGAUGUGCUGCGCUUCAGCGUGUGCGACGUGGUGUUGGAGCACUGCCCGGCCUUCCGCCGAGUCUACUUGCCCUAUGUCACCAACCAGGCCUACCAGGAGCGCACCUACCAGCGCCUGCUCCUGGAGAACCCCAGGUUCCCUGGCAUCCUGGCUCGCCUGGAGGAGUCCCCCGUGUGCCAGCGUCUGCCCCUUACCUCCUUCCUCAUCCUGCCCUUCCAGAGGAUCACUCGCCUCAAGAUGUUGGUGGAGAACAUCCUGAAGCGGACAGCACAGGGCUCUGAAGAAGAAGACAUGGCCACUAAGGCCUUCAACGCUCUCAAGGAGCUGGUGCAGGAGUGCAAUGCUAGCGUGCAGUCCAUGAAGAGGACAGAGGAACUCAUUCACCUGAGCAAGAAGAUCCACUUUGAGGGCAAGAUUUUCCCGCUGAUCUCUCAGGCCCGCUGGCUGGUUCGGCACGGGGAGCUGGUUGAGCUGGCACCACUGCCUGUGGCACCCCCUGCCAAGUUGAAGCUGUCCAGCAAGGCCGUCUACUUACACCUCUUUAAUGACUGCUUGCUGCUCUCCCGGCGGAAGGAGCUAGGGAAGUUUGCCGUUUUCGUCCAUGCCAAGAUGGCUGAGCUGCAGGUGCGGGACCUGAGCCUGAAGCUGCAGGGCAUCCCUGGCCACGUGUUCCUCCUCCAGCUCCUCCACGGGCAGCACACGAAGCACCAGUUCCUGCUGAGGGCCCGGACGGAAAGUGAGAAGCAGCGAUGGAUCUCAGCCUUGUGCCCCUCCAGCCCCCAGGAGGACAAGGAGGUCAUCAGUGAGGGGGAAGAUCGUCCCCAGGUUCAGUGUGUUAGGACAUAUAAGGCACUGCAGCCGGAUGAGCUGACCUUGGAGAAGACUGACAUCCUGGCAGUGAGGACCUGGACCAGUGACGGUUGGUUGGAAGGGGUCCGCCUGGCAGAUGGUGAGAAGGGGUGGGUGCCCCAGGCCUACGUGGAAGAGAUCAGCAGCCUCAGUGCCCGCCUCCGAAACCUCCGUGAGAAUAAGCGAGUCACGAGUGCCACCAGCAAACUGGGGGAGGCCCCUGUGUGAGGGGCAGCCACGGCCUGGGACCCCACCUCCAUGCCCAACUCCUGGAUGGUCCUGGAGGGGCCUGCAGUGUCUCCACUGCUCCCCAAGCUGCUGCUGCUGGCACUUCGCUUCUGUGGCCUUGACAUUGAGGGCACAGGCUGGACACAGGAAUGGGGGCGCCUCCAGAGGGUCUCUUUGUCCUCAUGCUCCUCAAUGUCCACACUUCAAGGCCAAGGGCAGUUUCUUCCUCCGACAUGGGGACCGUAACAGGGGACCACUGAUACCUGGCAGGGACUGGGGCCCUCUCCAUUCUGUGCCCUCAAUCCUGCCUGACUCUUGAUCCUUCCCCAGGCAGGGACCUGGCUGGGGAACAUCCUGGUGCUGGUGGUGCUGGGACCUAUAUAUAUUUAUGUAUAUCUGGGGUCUUGUCUACCACCUCCCCUGGCCAGAGCCCGAGUGGGUGCUGGUUGCUGUGUCUUGUCUGUAAAUAAACUCUCAUGCCUUUGCUUGGA
Messenger RNA from Sapajus apella (tufted capuchin), 6450 nucleotides. It is a transcript of the gene ARHGEF19, whose product is annotated as Rho guanine nucleotide exchange factor 19. The transcript has 16 exons. Gene Ontology annotation, biological process: activation of GTPase activity; regulation of actin cytoskeleton organization. NCBI's taxonomy places the organism in Eukaryota, Metazoa, Chordata, Mammalia, Primates, Cebidae. The record is from RefSeq and is a predicted model, not a curated record. The coding region runs from base 3542 to 5959 and encodes 805 amino acids. Gene Ontology annotation, molecular function: guanyl-nucleotide exchange factor activity; protein binding.